Molecule: messenger RNA, 1716 nt
Organism: Zasmidium cellare ATCC 36951
Lineage: Eukaryota; Fungi; Ascomycota; Dothideomycetes; Mycosphaerellales; Mycosphaerellaceae
Exons: 4
Coding region: 1-1716 (571 amino acids)
Biological process (GO): positive regulation of G2/M transition of mitotic cell cycle; positive regulation of G2/MI transition of meiotic cell cycle; G2/M transition of mitotic cell cycle
Cellular component (GO): cytoplasm; nucleus
Molecular function (GO): protein tyrosine phosphatase activity
Source: RefSeq, a predicted model, not a curated record
AUGGAAUACUCGUCGCCCUUGGCGGCCAUUCGUCCGCAGCCGCACUCGCCCUGGGCCAGUCGGAAGGACGUUCCUGAGAGCCGCGCCAUGUACCACGGAUGCAACACCAUUGGGCCCUUCGACUUCAAGGCCAUGAGCAUGCACCAGCGCCCAAAGAGGAACGACUACUUCUCUCUGCGGCCGGUGCGUGGCUCGUCGCCCACCGCCAGUCUGACGGCCGAUCUAGACGCCAACUUCCAUAUCGACAAGAGCCCUCAAGCGCCCACGCCAAGACGAUCAUUGUUCACCGCAGAUCUGUUCAAACCCCGCGAAAAUGCCGCACCAACAGAUACAUUUACGCCGCCCAUCGAGAUCGAGCCUGCCACGACCCCGCCCAUUCCAUCCUCAUCACCCUACUGCGACGCCAUGGACAUUUCGCCGCUGCCACACAAAGCCCCCCACUUCGUUGCCCAGGUCACGCUGCCGUCGCCAUCGCCAGAGGAGACGCCUGAUGUAGCUGAGAUCUCACCUGACCUCCUCUCUCCAGACGUUCUGCCCACCCCUCUGGCACCAGCCGUGCAGCCACCAAGCUUUUUGGAGCUUCCCGAACGUCGACGACCAGUCACGCGACCAGCGUUGUCCCGAACGAAGGGCCACUCUGCCAGCAGCAUUCCGCAGAGACCGACCACUGCCGAGACCCAGCUCCCGCCGUUUCGGUUCGGCAAUGUCGCCUCCUCUGGCCUCUCGUGCUCGUCGACGCCCUCGCUACUAGACAGCUUCACCGAAUCACCCGUCGACGACCCAAGGCCGUCCGGCACAGGCUCGAUGCUGCCGCCUCCGCGUAGGACGUCGGUGAGCAACGCCAACCGUAGCAAUGGUUCGCCGGCCAGCCAUGUCAGGAAGCCUUCUGCCGGACGGCCAGCCUUUGUGCGACCGCAGAGGAAGUUGAUCCGCCGAUCGUUGAGCAUGUUCCAACACCCUGAUGAUGUGAUGAAAGAGGAGCAAGACACCUUUGAGCCUAGCUCAAACUUGUCGUCGGUCAUGGACAUUGAACCCGAGCAUGUGCCCAAACUGCCGCACUUCAUCCCUGAUGGCGAGCCUGACAGCUUACCACGCAUCACGCAGGAGACCAUGCUUGAGGUUCUCAACUCUAAAUACACUAACGACUACGAACGCGUCCUGGUCAUUGACUGCCGAUUCGAGUACGAAUACAGCGGCGGUCACAUCGAGAACGCUGUCAACUUCAACGACAAGCAACACCUGGCAAGUGAGCUCUUCACCGACAGUUUGCCCUCCAACACCCUCCUCAUCUUCCACUGCGAGUACUCGGUUCACCGUGCCCCUCUCACUGCGAAGUUCAUUCGGAGUCAUGACCGCAACGUCAACGCCGCGCAAUAUCCCAAACUCACCUUCCCGGAAAUGUACAUCCUCGAUGGUGGGUACAGCAAGUUCUUCACCGAGCAUCCAUCAAAAUGCUAUCCACAGAACUACGUCGAAAUGAACGAUCAGCGCCAUGAACAGGCCUGCGAGCGCGGCAUGGCCAAGGUCAAGCAGCACCGCCAGAAACUUUUCCGCAACCAAACGUUUGCCUUUGGUCAGAACCACGACGAGAUGGAAGACUCGCCCACUGCUCUCGGACGCGGAAUGGGCCCUCGUAGUCAGAGCACCUUUGCUGUCGGCACCGACGUCGCUGCGGGCAUUGGCCAGUCCUUCCAACGUCGCAUGGCCUCUUACUAG